UUUUAAUAUUGUUAAAAAAAAUAUCAAGAAAAACUAUAAAUUAUUUCUUUGUUAAAGUAUACAAAUAUCUAUUUUAGAACUUAAUUACAACGUAUGACAAAAUUGUCACUCAAAAAAAACUUGUUUUAAAGUAGAUUAGGUGAUAAAAUAUUAUACUAAUACUAGACAUUAAAACCAGGAAGUAUACACUGUUUAAAAUGAAAGUCAUUAGUAAUAAAAAAAAUGUUCAGUGAAGGCAACAUUUAAUUAAUAAUAGAAUUAAAUUUGACGUAAUUACGAUAUUUUGUAUUAAUUUAUUUAAAUUGAGAUCAAUAACUAAAUAAAAAAAAUAAAAUGCUUAUUCAGAACAUUUUAACAUGUGGCUGGUCAUGUGCAUGUAUUUAUUCAGCUAUAAUUUCUUUUCUUCUAAAGGAUCCGAUAGAUGAAAAUUUUAAUUCGAUCGCUCAACAAGAACCUGAACAAUAUGAUUUUAUUAUAAUUGGUGCUGGAACUGCAGGAUGUAUUUUGGCAAAUCGACUUUCAAAAAUAAAAAAUUGGAAAAUACUUUUACUGGAAGCUGGUGAUGAUGAACCUAAAGCUGUCAAAGUUCCUGCUUUUGGUCCAUUACUGCAGGACUCGCAUUUAAAUUGGAAUUACAAAACGCAACCACAAAAAAAUGCUUGUUUGCAAAAUAAUGGUUGUAAUUGGCCACGUGGUAAAGUCAUGGGCGGUACGAGUUCAAUUAAUUAUAUGAUGUAUGUGAGAGGCAAUCAAGAAGAUUACGAUACUUGGGAAAGAAUGGGAAAUCCUGGAUGGAGUUAUAAUAACGUAUUGAAAUAUUUUAGAAAAUCAGAAAAUAAUAGAGAUAAAAAGAAAUUAGAAAAAUAUCCUCAAUGUCACAAAACUGGCGGUUAUCAGUUAAUAGAUAAACUUCAAUAUUUAGAUCCUAAUGCAAAGAUUGUUCAUAAAGCACUUGAAGAACUUGGACAUCAAAAAACAAACAUAAAUUGUGAAACUCAAUUAGGUUCAAUGAUUAUUCAAACAACAUCAUUUAAUGGAUCCCGAAUAAGUGCAAAUGAAGCAUUUAUUCAACCCAUCAAGCGAAAAAGGAGAAAUUUAUUUAUUAAAAAAAUGGUUCUUGUGAAUAAAAUUUUAAUUGAUCCUAAUACAAAUAAAGCUACUGGUAUAGAAUACUUUUCAAUUAUCACUGGAAAAAAUAAAACAGCUAAAGUAAAAAAAGAAGUAAUAUUAUCAGCUGGUACUGUAAAUUCACCAAAAUUGCUGAUGCUUUCUGGUAUUGGACCAAUUGAUGAACUUAAAAAACACAACAUUCCUAUCAUAAAAAAUUUGUCUGUUGGUCAUAAUCUUCAGGAUCAUGUCAGUUUUGUUGGUGUUACUGUUAAUAAGUCAAAUAAUUAUAGUUGUAAAAAAAAAUUACAAGAUUUGUAUCAUUAUUGGGAUACACAAAGAGGUCCUUUAGCUGCAAUGGGUCUUACUUCAGUUACAAGUUUCCUUCAAACAAAAUUUGCAACCAAUAAUACAGCUCCAGAUAUUCAAUUUAUGUUUGGUGGAGAUGGAAAAAUAUUUUCCUAUUACGAUGUUUUUAAUGUAAUGGUAACUUUAUUAACACCUGCGAGUAGAGGAUUAAUACGUCUCAAUAAUGAUGAACCAUUGUGGGGUGAGCCUUUAAUUUAUCCCGCUUACUUUGAAUCGAAAGAAGAUAUCGAUAGAAUGCUUGAGGCAGUUCGAAUGGCAUUGAAAUUGUUCAAUACAACGAUAUUCAAAGAGAAUUAUUUUCACCUUGUUAAAGACACAAAACCACCUUGCAAUAAAUUACUGUUCAAUUCCGAUGAAUAUUGGUUGUGUCAAAUGAGACAGUACACUUCCUCUACAUUUCAUCCGGUUGGAACGUGUAAAAUGGGACCGCGUGAAGAUUCAGAAGCUGUUGUUGAUGCAAGAUUAAGGGUUUAUGGAAUCAAAGGAUUGAGAGUUAUUGAUGCAUCGAUUAUGCCACUAAUUCCUAGGGGAAACACCAAUUCACCAACAAUGAUGAUCGCUGAAAAGGGAAGUGAUAUGAUUAAAGAAGAUUGGUUGAAAAAAGGAACAUAACGGCUACUUAAAAGUACUUGAGAAGAUUUGCAAAAUAAUGAAGAUGAAAAAAGAAGUUGCAGAAGAAUAAACAUUACUAUUCAAUGAUUCUAUUUUGGGUAUUAAUUGUUGUUACUAGAAUAAUAAUUAAAAAUAAUGCAAUGUAUAACAACAAAACUGAAUAAAUAAAAACAAAUCUUAAAAAAACAAAUUAUAAUAAAAUAAAA
Messenger RNA from Leptopilina boulardi, 2294 nucleotides. RefSeq names its product glucose dehydrogenase [FAD, quinone]-like. The coding region runs from base 334 to 2088 and encodes 584 amino acids. The record is from RefSeq and is a predicted model, not a curated record. Gene Ontology annotation, molecular function: flavin adenine dinucleotide binding; oxidoreductase activity, acting on CH-OH group of donors. NCBI's taxonomy places the organism in Eukaryota, Metazoa, Arthropoda, Insecta, Hymenoptera, Figitidae. The transcript is spliced from 5 exons.